AUGAGCGGCAGAGGGAAACCACGAAGCGUGCGCGCAAAGAGUCCGGAACCAGCGCAUGCCAAGAAUCCGGUUCGGGCCAAGAGUGCCCGGCAACCUCCAAAGGAACCAGUGAAAGACACUAAGGAGGAAACGCAACAGAUCACUGAUGAAAACAAACCCAAGAAAACCAAGGAAUAUAAGCAGCCUGAGUGCACCACUGAGGAAAAGGCACCUGUGCCACAGGAGUGCGUAGAAGUUAAAAUCGGAUCAAGGAUGGUCAAAAAAGGUGACAGCGUUGACUCAAAUCCGAAUAAGAUCCUGUUUACAACCAUUGAUCAAUUGAAGAUUAAGAAGAAACAGACAUCGGAAUCAGCAAGUAUUGUCAAUGACACGGUAAAGCGUAUAAUGGACCACAUGAAAAAGUGUACAGAAUGCUUCAAAGAUGUAAAUGAUCUGCGCACUGGAAGUUACUACGAGAAUUUAAAGAUUUCUAAUCCCGACGAAUUUGACGUGAUGUUAACUGUGCCUGUCAAGCGGGUGGACAUUCGGCCGUUUGGGGAUGAUGGGGCAUUUUACAGCGUGGCGUUCAAACGAGGAAAACACUCGUUGGAUCGCUUUCUAGAUGAAGACAACACAAUAUCUGCCAGUGGAAUGCUUACGGAGUUCAGAAACGAGGUUAAAAAGUGUGUGAAGAUACUCAAAGACGUGGGGUUGGAGAAGAAAAAGAAGGGUUGCCCGGCAGUGACCUUACUGAUAAACGGGACGGGAACGGUCCCUAUCUCACUGGACAUUGUUCUGGGGCUUGAGGUCCGCUCGAGCUGGCCCACUUUCACCCAAGGAGGCAUAGACAAAAUAGACAUCUGGCUCGGGACCAAAGUGAAGAAAGAACAAAAGUUUAAGGGGUACUACCUCGUUCCGAAGUACGAGGGAAAGGGCACGGUGGAACGGGAAGGUGUCUGCGCUAGAGACGCAUGGCGCAUCUCAUUCUCGCAUGUGGAGAAGAGUAUCCUAACAAAUCAUGGCUCCCAGAAGACCUGCUGCGAGGCCAGUGGGACUCGCUGCUGCAGGAAGUACUGUCUGAAGCUUCUGAAGCACCUGUUGGGCUUGCUGAAGGCAGAGAACCCUAGUCUGUCCAAGUUCUGUUCCUACCACGCCAAGACCACCCUGCUCCACGCCUGCUGCUCCAGGACCCAGGACAGCGACUGGGAGGAGGCCCAGCUGGGACAGUGCUUCCAGCAGCUGCUGGAGGACUUUGAGGGCCACCUGAAAGAUGGCAUGCUCCCCAACUUCUUUAUCCCCACACACAAUCUACUGGGCUCCGGCCAUGACCGCAAGAGCCGUCAGUUCCUGGCCCGGCGCAUCGAGGAGGAACGCAACAACGGUUUCCCCAUUUUCCGCAAGUGAGUCGGGACUACCUCGAUCACCUCCCCUUAGUGACUCACCCAGAGGCCCAAAAGGCAUAAGUGGAGUACAGUGGUGGUCCCAUACAGUUGUCUUUUCUUAAAGCAAAGGCAUAGGCAGGAGGAAUUGAAGAGCAGAGGAGUCAGAAGUUUCAUUUAAUUCAGAUCUUACUUGAAGAGUUUUGAGAGCCAACUGCUCCUCCAACAAAUUAUAAAAGGUAAUGUAGCCCUUUCCUGCAGUCAAUGAC
This is a messenger RNA of Salvelinus namaycush (lake trout), 1627 nucleotides long. RefSeq names its product cyclic GMP-AMP synthase-like. The transcript has 5 exons. Gene Ontology annotation, molecular function: double-stranded DNA binding; chromatin binding; 2',3'-cyclic GMP-AMP synthase activity. Gene Ontology annotation, biological process: positive regulation of type I interferon production; DNA damage response; negative regulation of double-strand break repair via homologous recombination. The coding region runs from base 1 to 1383 and encodes 460 amino acids. Gene Ontology annotation, cellular component: nucleus; site of double-strand break; cytosol. NCBI's taxonomy places the organism in Eukaryota, Metazoa, Chordata, Actinopteri, Salmoniformes, Salmonidae. The record is from RefSeq and is a predicted model, not a curated record.